Solanum dulcamara is the source of this 246-nucleotide messenger RNA. RefSeq lists its product as uncharacterized. Bases 1 to 246 code for a protein of 81 amino acids. The record is from RefSeq and is a predicted model, not a curated record. Gene Ontology annotation, cellular component: mitochondrion. The transcript is spliced from 3 exons. Lineage: Eukaryota; Viridiplantae; Streptophyta; Magnoliopsida; Solanales; Solanaceae.
AUGCAUCCACCUUUGACUCUACAUAGGCACCCUUUAUGUGCUGAUAUAAUUGAAGAGUUUCAGAAGUGUCAUACAGACCACCCACUAGGGAAAUUCCUUGGACAAUGCACAGAUCUGAAAAUAAAGCUUGACCAGUGCUUCAGGCAGGAAAAAGCUAUAAAGAGGAAAGCAAAUUUUGAACAGAGCAAGAAGUUUAAGGAGAGGCACCAGGCUUACAAGAAGGAAACUGCUGACAUGCAAUCUUGA